Messenger RNA from Ambispora gerdemannii, 2589 nucleotides. NCBI's taxonomy places the organism in Eukaryota, Fungi, Glomeromycota, Glomeromycetes, Archaeosporales, Ambisporaceae. The record is from the annotation of a GenBank genome assembly.
AUGUCUGAACCCUCCACCUCACUGACUACCACCAUCAAUCAUGAGGAUAAUAACCGUGAUUCUUAUAUAACCGAACUAACAAAACAACUUGACGACUAUGAUCAAAAGUUAGAUAAGCUAUUAAAAGAGCUUUCUUGGUCCAGAGAAUUUCUGAAAUCUCGGGAGGAGGAAACCCAAAAUUGGGUUAUUUGUCCAUUCGACGCUUCUCAUAAAGUGCCAAAUAAAAGUUACGAAGCGCAUUAUAAACGUUGCGAGCUAAAGUAUCAUGGGAUCAAGAAAGAACGCGGCGUGCAGCGUCAAUUGCCUAGUUCAACUUUUUACUAUAAGGAUGCGCCAUCAGUCAUAUCACUUUUAGAAACAGACGAAUCACGAAGAGCCACCAGGGCUGCUCCACACAUUGGUCAAAGCCUGACUGUGGAACAACGCCUCUCAGAAUACUUGAAAGAUCUCUCGGACUCUAAUCAAAUACGAUUAACGCAUCACGAUCGACAAAAACACGAUGUGUAUCAGAACUUUGAUGAAGUUUGGGAAAAUCUUCAAAAGUUUAAAGAACAAAAUCAAGGAUCAAAAUCUCGUGAAGAGUUGUUGGCAGAACAACGAGACUACAAACGUCGAAGAAAAUCUUAUCGCGCAAAAAAUAUAAAGGUUACUCAGCGAACGCCUACUCUGAUUCAUCGUGAUAUUAUUGUUGCCUACAUGGAAGAUUUUAAACUUUUGCGGGAAUUUGAGCAGAAUAUGGUGAUCAAAAAAGAAUAUAAUCUGGCAGGCUCACCAACAAGCAUUGAACAUUUUCAUAAUAUAGAACUAAACGAAGGAAGAAUAACAGCUGAACCUUUGUCUUUAGUCGAACCGGAAUCUAUGCUUGCUGACAUUCCUUACGGGUCUUCGUCGUCUUCCGGCGCUCACCAUGGAAUCAUUGCGAGUCCUGCACCUUCUUACAUGUCGCAUUUACCGUCCAAAUUAAAAUCAUUUUUUCGAUUGAAUAACAGUAGCAGCAGUUCGAAGAAAGAGGGAUCUUUAGGCAUGAAUGGUAGCAUUAAUUCUGUCCAUGAGCUUGGUUCGUCGACAUCAUUAAAUAGCACGAUUACUAAUAGGAGCACCAAUGAAAAGAUUCUAGGCGUCAAUGGUCAUAAUAAUAGUCAUAAUAAAUUAAAUGGGACAAUUUUUAAAUCCAAUGAGAAAAGUAAAACAUUAGGACCUUCUUGGUUCUUAAAAGAUCAAGGAAAUAACCAGAAAUUACGUAGAGUAGCAUCGGCACCGGAUACUAAAUCACCUAAUGAGAAAUCAGAGGUCUUAUUAGACCAAUCAACAAAUCAGUUACAAUCUCCACAACAUCAACAUUAUAGUGGGAGUGCAAUUGAUCUGUAUAAUCAUUCAAAUGACACUAACAAUAGCUUAGUUGUUCCCCCGAUACCAAGACCAAUAUCAGAGUUUAAACGCUCUGGGACAUUCAGACGUACUUAUUCGUCAAAUUCUAUUAAAGUUAAAAGUGUUGAAGUUGGACCAAGCAGUUUUCGAAAGGUUAAAUUACUCGGGAAGGGUGACGUAGGAAAAGUUUAUUUGGUAACUGAGAAAAAAUCGGGAAAAUUAUAUGCAAUGAAAGUCUUGUCUAAAAAGGAAAUGAUCAAAAGAAAUAAAAUUAAACGUGCACUGGCAGAGCAGGAAAUAUUGGCAACUUCCAAUCAUCCGUUUAUUGUAACAUUGUAUCAUUCAUUUCAAAGCGAAGAAUAUUUGUAUUUAUGUAUGGAAUAUUGCAUGGGAGGUGAAUUUUUUCGAGCAUUACAGACACGACCCGGAAAAUGUCUUGCAGAAGAAGAUGCGAAAUUUUACGCUGCAGAAGUCAUCGCAGCAUUAGAAUAUUUGCAUCUGAUGGGAUUUAUUUAUCGGGAUUUAAAGCCUGAAAACAUAUUGUUGCAUCAAUCAGGACAUAUCAUGCUUUCAGAUUUUGAUCUUUCAAAACAAUCACAUCCUGCAAACAUGCCAUGCAUAGUUAAAAAUAGCUCAGGGAAUGCGCCUCCAUCUAUAGACACUAAAUCAUGCAUAGCUAAUUUGCGUACUAAUUCUUUUGUGGGCACAGAGGAAUACAUCGCUCCAGAAGUGAUAAAGGGGUAUGGUCAUUCAAGUGCUGUUGAUUGGUGGACACUUGGAAUUUUAAUAUACGAAAUGCUGUAUGGAAUCACUCCAUUCAAGGGACAGAGCCGUAAUGCAACUUUUUCAAAUAUAUUAAAAAAUGAUGUAUAUUUCCCAGAACCGGCUGGAUCCGUGCCAGUGUCAAAUCUGUGCAAAAGUUUAAUUCGUAAACUACUAUGUAAAGACGAGAACCGACGGCUAGGCUCAAAAGCUGGUGCUUCGGACGUAAAAGCCCACCCAUUCUUCAAGAGUACACAGUGGGCGUUACUACGGCACGCCACGCCGCCAAUUAUUCCGCCACAAAGUUAUGGCACUGAUGCUGUGAAUUUUAGAAAUAUUCAGGAGAGUAUUAGUCUUGAUAUGGAGGGUGAGGCGGUGAUGACUGAGCUUAAUGGCGAGAAUCCGUUUGAGGAAUUUAAUAGUGUAACAUUACAUCAUGAUGGAGAUGAAGAAAUAUAA